AUGAUAGUGAAUGCCAACGACUCAACACUCCACCUACCGCGAAUCCUCUGUCUACACGGCGGCGGCACCAACGCCCGCAUCUUUCGCAUGCAAUGUCGAGUCCUCGAACGGAUGCUCCGCCCACACUUCCGACUAGUAUUCGCUGAAGCGACCCUCCCAGCACGCCCAGGCCCCGACGUGACGUCUGUAUACAAAGACUACGGGCCAUUCAAGGCAUGGCUGCGCGUACGACCCGAAGACCCAGCCGAGGACGCACACAACAUCGUGAGAAAAAUCGAGGACUCGCUAGCCGCUGCACGACUCGCAGACGACUGUCGAGGCGCGACGGGAGACUGGGUCGGUCUACUUGGUUUCAGUCAGGGAGCUCAUCUCGCCGCCGGCAUCCUUGCUACACAGCAGGAGCUGCGGCGACGGAAUGAAGAUGACGAGGUGUGGCCGGCCUUCCGAUUCGCCGUGCUGUUGGCGGGACGGGGACCACUGAGAUGGCUUCGUCCGGAUCUCCCUAUGCCUCGAGGCUUUGUCGAUGCUGCGCAGUGUACAACUGGUGGUGAACCGUUGGUUGCUGUGGACUUGUUGCAGGAUAACCGCCUACAAACUCCGACUGUUCAUGUUCAUGGGUUGGCGGACCCAGGAUUGGAGUUACAUCGCAGGCUUCUUUACCAAUAUUGCGAUACUCGUAUGGCGGCACUUAUUGAAUGGGGUGGGAAUCAUCGCGUACCGAUUAAGAUUCGAGAUGCGGCUUCCGUAGUUGAGCAGAUACUAUCCGUGGCUCAGCAGACGGGCGUCCUAGAUGGAAGUUUGGUGAGGCUGGAUAUCCUUUACGCUAUACAAGGUUUAUUCGAAGUCACAUAUCACUUGGCUACUUGCCUAGAAACGAGGAUAAUGAUCGUCCCUACACCAGAGAUGACCACAACCCCAGAAAUUGCCAUUGUCGGUGGUGGCAUCGUCGGUCUUGUCCUCGCUGCCGGGCUCACUCGGAGAGGUGUCCAAGUCAAGCUUUAUGAACAAGCGCGCAACUUUCGAGAGAUUGGUGCCGGCAUCGGAUUCACGAAGAACACGGUGGGAUGUAUGGAAAAGAUCAACCCGGCCGUCGUGACGGCUUUGCGCUCGGGUGGCGCUGUCAAUGUUUCGUUAGACCAGCAGGAUCCCAAGUCGUAUCUGCGAUGGAUCGACGGCUACGGUCAGCAACGAGAGGACGAUCCGAUGUACCAAAAGCCGCUGUUGAAGCUUGACGCCGGCGUCAAAGGAUGGGAGACGGUUCGUCGCGAUCAGUUCUUGGAAGAUCUUGUCAAAGUCAUCCCUGAGGGGGUUGUUCAUCUACGGAAGCGACUGGAAACUAUCGACGACAACGAGAACGCGGAAAAGGUCUACCUGAACUUCACUGACGGAACUAGAGCUGAAGCUGACGCUGUCAUCGCAUGCGACGGCAUUAAGUCCAGAGCACGACAGCUCCUACUUGGACAGGACAAUCCUGCCUCUUAUCCCCAGUAUACGCACAAGGUCGCUUACCGCGCGUUAAUCCCUAUGGACAAGGUUGUCGCAGCGAUUGGAGAAUAUAAGACCUUCCGCCAGCAUAUGCAUGUCGGUCCGAAUGCACACCUUAUCCAUUACCCCGUCAACACUAACACAAUAGGAGCCACUGUCGUGGUCUCCGACCCUAACGACUGGCCACAAGACAAGCCUACGACGGCCCGUGCGUCUCGUAAGGAGGUUUCCGAAGCACUGGCAGGCUGGUGUACUCCGGUCCGUAACCUUGUCGAACUGUUCCCGGAAGAGCUAGACCAGUGGGCACUCUUCGAUCUGUUUGAAUAUCCAGUACCCAAGUACAACAAGGGGAGGGUAUGCUUGAUGGGAGAUGCGGCGCAUGCAUCGAGCCCCCACCACGGGGCCGGAGCCUCUUUCGGAAUCGAAGAUGCGCUUUGCAUGUCCACAUUGAUGUCCGAACUUAUCAUGGAUCUCCGGGAGCAUCGCACAUCCAAGGCGACUGCGUUGCGGACUGCAUUCGAGACGUAUGAUAAGAUCCUCGGCGCGUUUGCGACCUCUUCCAACAGCCAGAGUGGGCUAACCCGGAUAAGCGGGGAAAGCAUGAAUUUGGCCACGAACAAGAUAAAGAGCGUUAAUGGUAACGAUGGAGUGAGCGUGGGUUAUGGCACCAACAAGGCGUAA
Messenger RNA from Aspergillus pseudotamarii, 2166 nucleotides. RefSeq lists its product as uncharacterized. Gene Ontology annotation, biological process: secondary metabolite biosynthetic process. Gene Ontology annotation, molecular function: FAD binding. Lineage: Eukaryota; Fungi; Ascomycota; Eurotiomycetes; Eurotiales; Aspergillaceae. The coding region runs from base 1 to 2166 and encodes 721 amino acids. The record is from RefSeq and is a predicted model, not a curated record. The transcript has 6 exons.